GGGAGUUUACAUUUUCAUUCUACUUUUGGGGAGCGUGUGUGGAUACUGGUUCGAGCCGGGAUAUAUCCACCAUUAUACGUAUUCCUCGACCACGGACACACUAGGAAUGUACAAUGUCACGACUGUCAUCAAGUUUCGGAUACGAGAUGUCAAUCGCACAGAAACUGGAGUUUCUCUUUAUCAACUUCACGUUGACAGCAUCACAAUGAGAACUAUGGAUGGAUUUUUUGCAGAUAAUCCUAAGAAGUGGAAUCUCAGCAAAAGUUUCCUAUUUGAACUGGAGCCAUCUGGAGUAAUACAGUUUGUGCAUAUCCAUCCAGAAGAUUCGUAUGAACUGACAACAAUGAAGAAAGCCAUAGUUGGGACAAUGUCAGCCGAAUUUAGGAAAUCGGAUGAUGACGCGUGGUCAUAUGAAGCAGUGGAGAGAGAGCAUGGAGGUCACAUUCAACAUAAGUAUACUGCAAUCCGCUCACCGACAGGAACCGUGCUUCACAAGAUCCACCAAAGUUCAGAUGAUCUACUGAGAUAUCAUAAAAGGACACUGCACUAUGACGCAAAUGGCCUCGUGCAUUUCAUACAUGGGAUUGACAAUGUAACAACUCAUAAUGACAAAGAUGAAACGCCGUAUAGAAACCCCACGCUAUCAGAAAAAGAGCCUAGUCAGGAAUUCAGUGGUGAUUUUCCUGCAAUAAGAGCUUUUGCCGAAACCAACAUUCAUCUAACGAACAAAUGGAAAUAUGACGCUAAAGAUUUUGAUACACUACACGAGGGACUACACAGAGAAGGCAGUGCCAUAAAACCGAAACCUGAAAACAGACAAAAUCUAUCAUCUAUUCAACAUGAAAUAGAGAAGUUAAAACUAUGUGUUUUAAGGUAUAAGGAGAGAACCCAUCCAAAUCGCACAGAAUGUCUACUGUAUCUUCGACACAAUUUGACACAUUUGGUAACAGAUGACUUCGAGAGAUUUUUCACAAACGCCCUCUUACGUCAAUGUGCGGAGAAAGACACUGUAUGUGAGGAAGAAAGAGAUGUGAUGAUAGGAAUACUGGCAUAUUCUAACAGAGAAGAAACCCAGAACUUAAUGGAGACUCUGAUUUUUAAAAAUAAUAUUACAUCAACCAAAGAACUUAGGCGGUGUCUUAUUCAUUGUGCCCAUCUCAAUAAUCCAAAACAGAGCCUGGUUAAGAUCAUUGAAGAUUUGUGCUUUAGUGCAUGGAAUCAGGAACAAAAUGAGCCGACUCGCUCUCUGUCUGAAAUCCAGAAAGGGGCAUGCCUUACCAUUGGAGCACUUGCAAAAACUCUUCGUGAAGAGGGGAGAGAACAAGAAACAGCGAGAAUCACAACGAAGUUAGGAAGCUGGCUGAAGUUCCACAAUGAAAGUAAUAUCUAACCGACACUAAAUAACAUCAUUUAAAUUCGCUCAAAGCGACAUAACAUAACCGUAAUACUAUGUUACAUGUAUAAUGUGUUCCUUGCUUAUUUAAAUAUAUCUUUUCUCAGAAUUGUUAAUCACACGCACAUGUAUAUGU
Molecule: messenger RNA, 1529 nt
Organism: Ostrea edulis (European flat oyster)
Lineage: Eukaryota; Metazoa; Mollusca; Bivalvia; Ostreida; Ostreidae
Exons: 13
Coding region: 107-1390 (427 amino acids)
Biological process (GO): lipid transport
Molecular function (GO): lipid carrier activity
Source: RefSeq, a predicted model, not a curated record